UCUCAGAAGUGAGAUUGGUAGAUGGAAACAGCAUUUGUUCUGGAAGGGUGGAGGUUCUUAAAAACAAUCAGUGGGGAACUGUUUGUGGUGACAGCUGGGAUAUGACUGACGCUGCAGUAGUCUGUAGAGAGCUGGGCUGUGGAAGUCCAUUAGAGGUAAACAAAGGUGCUUUUGGAAGCGGUAUUGGACCAAUAUGGAUGGAUGAUGUGAAAUGUACAGGCACUGAGUCAACAUUGAAGAACUGCGGGUCAAACGGAUGGGGAGUUCAUAACUGUGUGCAUGCAAACGAUGCAGGCGUUGUCUGUCGAGAGGUACGGUUGGUGAAUACGAACAACACAUGUCAGGGCACAGUGCAGGUGUAUCAUGACGGCCGGUGGGGAACAGUGUGCCACAACAGCUGGGAUAUCGCAGAUGGUUUAGUGCUCUGUAGAGAGCUGGGCUGUGGUGGGAAUGCCGAGCCCUUGGCAGGUGCAUAUUUUGGGGCUGGUGAUGGGCCAAUAUGGAUGGAUUCACUCAGAUGUAAUGGUGAUGAGACGAACCUGAGGAAAUGCCAGUUUGGAGGGUGGGGAAACCAUCAAUGCAUUCAUGCAUAUGAUGCAGGAAUCAUCUGCAGAGAAAUUAAAAAUGUGCUCAGGAUUGAGGUGAAUGCUGACUAUGACGUAAACCCCAAUGACCCUUCAUACAUGACAAAACUACUGGACAAACUCAAGGAAGAGCUCAAAAAGCAUGGAAAUUUCUCUGUCAAGUGGAGAACUCAGUUGGAUGGGCAAGUGUUUCAGGAAAAGAAAUUAUUUGAUCCCUGACAGGUCUGUUAUUUCGACAGGAGCCAUAGAAGAAAUUACCUUUCACGACAAAUUCAACAGAACUGUUCUUACAGAAUCAUCCUGAUGAUGAAGAAAUUCUAGAAGUGUU
Molecule: messenger RNA, 912 nt
Organism: Cyprinus carpio (common carp)
Lineage: Eukaryota; Metazoa; Chordata; Actinopteri; Cypriniformes; Cyprinidae
Product: scavenger receptor cysteine-rich type 1 protein M130
Cellular component (GO): membrane
Source: RefSeq, a predicted model, not a curated record